Messenger RNA from Pyricularia grisea, 5155 nucleotides. RefSeq lists its product as uncharacterized. NCBI's taxonomy places the organism in Eukaryota, Fungi, Ascomycota, Sordariomycetes, Magnaporthales, Pyriculariaceae. Bases 146 to 5005 code for a protein of 1619 amino acids. Gene Ontology annotation, molecular function: protein binding. The record is from RefSeq and is a predicted model, not a curated record. The transcript is spliced from 7 exons.
CGGGGUACGAAGCCAUGGGAGGAAGCCGCGAUGGGAUUCCUCUCCCAUUUCUAGUUUCCCACCUCCAGCUUAGCUUCCUCGUUUUCUUCACGUUUGCUCUCAUCCCCUCUCCCCCCAAACAAAGUCCAGGUCUCGCCCACUCAAGAUGGCCACAGAACCAGAGCUGUCAGAGAUGUGGGCAUCGGCCCUGGCCGAGUACGAGCGGGACACGAAGCGCGCGCUGGACCGCAAGAUGCUGGAUCGCAUGCGGGAUGUGAUGACCCCGGACGACCUUCUUGCCGAGAUCGAGGCCUCGGACCAAGCUUUUCGUGAUUUCCGCAAUAAGCGCGGCGGGCUGUGGCGGAAGCUGAGCGCCUUUGUGCCGCCGCUCGUCGCCGCGCUCAAGAUUGGAAUCACUCCGUUGAGCGCAUCGGUGGAUGCUGUAGGCAUUCCGGCUAGUGCUGUGUUUGGGGCAUUGUUGCACCUUGUUCGGAGUUGUGAAAACGUCUCCAACGCAUUCGAUUGGGUUGAAGAGGUUUUUGGCGAGCUGAAACGCUUUCUGGAUCGGUUGACGGCCCUGAUGCAAGCACCGUUACAUUCACUACUGAAGGACCAAGUGAUCGCUAUAUUAGUGUGCGUGUUACGAGUAAUCGGCCGUUCUGAGGCCCUUAUUCGAGGAUCGCACUUUCGCCAAUAUCUGAGAGUCACAUUCCUCGGCAAGGAUGAAAAGACAACAAAGAUUAUUGGUGAUUUCAACAAGCUUGUAGCAAACGAACACUUGAUUGAAGUCUCCUUGACUUUGGCUACGGCCCAAAAGAUUGAGGAAAAGCAAGAAACAAACACAGCUGAGAUCAAGAGUGACAUACAAGCCGUCCACGACGCCAUCAAAGAAGGACAAGAGCAAGAGACAGCCGCACAAAUCCAGGAAAGAAUAGAACGGAUCCUAUGUGGAACCAACGCUGCGUACGAGGUGCAAGAAACUUAUCACAGAAUCAAGAAGGAUCUCCUUCAAGGCACCGGCGCCUGGCUCAGAGACGAACCCAUUUUCCAGUCAUGGAUCAAACACCAGGCCAGCAUCCUUUGGAUCUUUGGUGGACCAGGAUCGGGCAAAUCGUACCUAUCCGCAUGGAUUACUAUGCAACUAGCAGACAAUUUGAUCGAUCCCGAGUACACGCGAGAUAGUUCUGUGGCCUAUUUCUUCGUGAAGGAAAACAACAAAGAUCUUCGCAAUGCCAACAACAUAUUAAAAACGCUAGCCUGGCAGCUAUGUGAACAGGAUGCCUAUUUUAAAGCCCACGUAGCUGCGGCCUGCAAGGGCAACAAGAAUCCCACGUUCACGCCCGAAGAUACGUGGGAAAAUCUUUUCCUAGGCUACUAUAACAACAAGGAGCCGGUUCCGACCAAAGCUACUAUUAUCAUCGACGGGCUGGACGAGGCCCCCCGAGAAACAAGACAGAUCCUUCUCGGCUUCCUCAAACGACUCGUAUCGGCAACGCGCUCGACAGACCGUGUAUCAAUACAGUUCGCUGUUGUGGGACGUAACGAUUUGCGCAACGACAUGGAGUUCACACGGCAGGAAAAGUUCUACCUCAUCAAGGUCGACAAAACAAAGAACCAAAACGAUAUCGACAGCUACGUGCGGCGGAGGCUCGAGGACGUCGAGAUUUUACGGCGGAUGCGAAAGAUGAAGCCACGUGGGAAGCAGGAUGCCAACGCCGCGGGCGCCCGCAUUAAGAAACGCAUUCUCGCCGGUGCCGAUGGCGUGUUCCUGUGGGCGAGGCUGCUCAUUAAAAUGAUCCUUAAUAAGGACCUUGCACAGAUCGAAGAAAUCCUUCGCGAACCACCCGAAACGCUCGAUGAUAUGAUAGAAUCAGUUCUGGAUCGUAUGGCGAGUGAUAAGGAUCUUGGGCACCAGUUGCUCAGGAAAAUGCUGCUUUACGUGGUUUAUGUGCAGCGGCCGCUUCGUUUUGGCGAGUUGAACGAGUUUCUAAGUCUGCCGGAUAGGAAGCCCAAUCUAUUGCUCUGGGAAAGGACUCGGGGAGUACUUUCAGCGGUUUUUGAUCUACGCUUCCCUGGCGACCAAGACCCAGAUGAGAUCGAGGAUGACGACGAAGAGAAUGAACUCGGAGGGUCUGAUGACGACAAGGGGAAGGAUGAUGAGUCUGACCAGUCCGACGACGAAGAUGGUGGUUUCGAUUUUACUGGGGAUGAUGAAGGCGAGGACACGAGUGCCGAUGACAAUGAUAACCAACAAAUCUUUGCACCCAUCGCCUCGCAUCGCCUCCGUACAUCAUGGGAGGUGCAGCUUCGCCGACAAAACACGACGACCCAAUAUCAGACAUACCUCAACGACGCUCAGAUCAAGACCGAAAUUACUUUCUGCCAUGCCCGUUUCAAGGACUACCUACAGCGGGAAGGCCGCUCCCGGAACCGCAAUAAGUUGGUGCACGCCAUCAUCCCAGAGACCGAAAGGGUGCAUAUCGAAAUAACCAUGAUGUGCCUUGAGGUUUUCAUGCUGGAAUACUCUCUCAAGGAUCACAGUAAAUAUCUAGUUGAUUAUCCUCUCAACUAUCUCGGCUUCCACCUCCGUCGUGUAGACCUCGGCCAAGUUUCAGACUUGGAGUUCGUCAAGGUCGUCAAAGGUCUGUAUUGGCUCUUUGGUACGGAGCGGGGAGCGACUUGCUUCAUUUUGGCAAACCAAGACUACGACUUGGACGGCACCCGCUCGAGUGAGAGUGCCUUUUCUCGGAACUGGGUUACAAGCGUGGAGAAUUUGAAGCUAGUUCAGGCGUGGUUCUGUCAGGUAGCGUCGCGCAGUACCAGCGUGGAAAUCGACCAUAACGUUCGACUCUGGACGCAGACUGCUUCAGAGAGCUAUGCCGAGCUACUGAAGUGCGUCAUGAUGGCAGCUAGCAAGAGCUGGCUUACCAAACCGAGCUACGACAGCGAUGAAUACCGUGUCAAAGGCUACUUCCCGUGUUGGCUGAUGGAAGGGUGGCUAAGUUUGUGCGAGACAGGUGAAGUUUCAACCCGGCUGGAAGGUCUAGACUACUCGUAUGACAGUAUAGACUUCCUGGAGCGGGCCACUCCCUCCCAUCUCAAGCACCUCGCCAUGUGGGCCGGAUUGGAGCGGGAUACGCACUGGCAAACCUGCCUAGGGUGGAUGCUCAUGGAGGGAUACCACUUUACCGAAGCCAUCGCGCAUUAUGAUAUGGCCAUCCAGCUCAGCCCCAAAGACGCUUGGGUUGCGAUGGAAGGUAAAGCCCGCUGCCAUGGAAGCAUGAGAGAAUAUCAAGAGGCAAUCGACUGGCAGAGGCGAGCGAUCGAGUCCCUGCCCGAAGGUCUGAAGAGCAUCGGGGCUUUUCUGUAUCCCCGAAUCGCAGAGUGGGCCGCGGAGCUGGGGGAUCAGGAUGCCUCGUUCGAGGCGGCCGAACUUGGCAUCGACAUUGAUGGAUACAGUCUGCUCGCGCAGGUGCGCUACAUCGAGGCCCUGUGGCGCAGGGAUGACUGGGAUCAUCUUAUGCGCGUCUUCGACUGGCUGCACAGACAGAACACCGAUGACGAACGCGGGUACAGCUGGCUUGUGCGGCUUCUGCUACAGGGAGAGUAUAUCUUGGGUGAGUUGGGCGAGGCUUGUCGCAAGACCGGACAGCCAACAUGGGUGCUGGAUGUGCUAGGCGUGGUGGAGGAGCAGAUCCAGAAGGGCGGCUCGAGGGUCGACAUAAGGAACUUGGUGUGGUGGUCGUACCACCUGAUGUGGUUUUACAACCAAUGGUAUGACGACUGCGCCGACCAGGUCAUCCGGGUGGGCGAGCGGUUCCUGGACUCGCUUAAGCAGCUCUCAUCCGAGUUGCAGAGCGCGUGGGAAAAUGAGCGCAGCUGGGUUGUCAACAAGUUGGCGGCACUAUACUACGAUAAGGCAGUGGCGACUUGGGAUGAGGGCCGCGGGGCAACCAAGGCGACGGUGUUUGCAAACAAGAUCAAGAUGCUUGCGGUCAGCGUACCCACAAGCACGGCCGAAGGUUUCGAGGGCUUCGACUUCUUUAACAAGGACUACCCUACACUUUUGUGGGGCCGGUGGCUCAGGGACUUCCGCAAGGCCGACGAAAAUGCAUGGAGAGAGUCGUUCAAGGUACGACUGCUCGAGGAGAUGAAAAGUUUGGAUGACGACGAUCCAGCAAACGAUACCAGCGGCAUGGCCACGCUAGCUGUGAGCUUGUUUCAUGCAGGGGACAGGAAGAAUGCCGCAGCACUGUUGGCUAUUUUGUUUCAGCCACUAGAAACUUAUGAGCCUGAAGAGGAGGACGAGCAGAGCGAGGAGGAGCACAGUGUUGGGAAUGACGAUGACGAGGAGGAAGCAAAAGAAGAUGAUUUACCACAGGAUGAGUCAGAGUAUAGCGAAAUAGCGGAUACAGAUGAUUCUUGGGAGGACGUGGAGGGAGAGGAGAAGGAAGACGUAAAACCUAAAACGGUCAGAAUACAGGAGCCAGUCAGUGACGAGGCAAAAAAGCAAGAGACUGGAAAUAGCCGAGGCUAUACAGAUGAAGAAGGGCAUCAAAUUGUCAAGCAAGCCGCAGAGAAAGAAGGGGAAGAACAGCAACCGGAAACCCUCGAGAAUUCCACCGGAGAAACGGAAACGACAGCGACACCAGCACCAGGGCCAGGCCACCUGAUUCGCCGCAAAACAAUGCCAAGCAACAUGCUAGCCCUCAACGUAGAACAGGGAAGCUGGGCAUACUCGUGCCAUAAUUGCAAGCGCGAUGCGUCAAAAGUCGACGAGCUCUACUUUUGCGAGGUCUGUUACCAAACGCACUGGUGUGGCGAGUGCCUGGCCAUGGUGCGCGACCGCACGUUGCAGCCCGGUCUGGCCGCCAACGCCUGCAACCCGGCCCACGACAUGUACCGCGCAUGGCCCAUCGAUGCCGAGGCAAGGGACCUGGCAGCCGUGUACAUGGAUGGUGGUGCCACGCUGAGGAGGGAGUGGUUAGAGGAGCUCAGGGCGAGCUGGCUCGGGGUUGGGGCUUGAAAGGUGGGGAGACCACCAACAUCGGGUGACAGCUCAACCCAGGAGUUUGGAUAAAGGGUAAGUUUAGGUGAUACUGGUCCCUAAGCUUGUAUGUUGUUAUUACAUUAGGUUGCGUCCAGCCUCUUGGCACAAAUGACAUCUCUUUUCAAC